This is a messenger RNA of Quercus lobata, 747 nucleotides long. Its product is annotated as nucleolin. The coding region runs from base 69 to 605 and encodes 178 amino acids. The record is from RefSeq and is a predicted model, not a curated record. The transcript has a single exon. NCBI's taxonomy places the organism in Eukaryota, Viridiplantae, Streptophyta, Magnoliopsida, Fagales, Fagaceae.
AAAAAAAAAAAAAAAGAGACGUGAUUUUGUUUGUGGGAAGUGGAAAGGAAAAAAGAAUCGAGAUUGAGAUGAAGAAGGCGCAGAGUGAAGCAAAGGAGGUGGAAGAGCUGCUACAAGCAGCUCAGGACGAAUUGCUUCUCAAGCUUUCUCUCGAUUCCCACAUGUCCCGAGUCUCUCCCAACUACAUCGACUCCGAUCUCGACCGUCGCUUCCAAGCACUCAAAAAAUCUCGACCUUCCUCCUCGUCCGUUGUUCCUCAAUCUCAAUCGCACAAAUCGACCGACAACAACAGCAACAACUCCGAUCUCUCUGCCAGAUUUGCCGCUCUUAAAGCUAAGGGCUCUUCUCCGUCUUCUUCUUCUGCAGCUGUUGGUGUUGGUGCGGGUCCCAGCAGCAAUAUAUUAUACGAAGAAGAAGAAGAAGAAGAUGAUGAAGAUGACGAAGUGGAGAAGUUGAUUCGGUGGGCCAAGGAUGCAGCCCGUCUCGACCCUUCUCCUCCAUCUGAUGAUGAUGAUGAUGAUCAAGAUGAAGAAGACGACGACGAAGAAGACUAUAAGAAAGAUUGCCAUGAAAAGCCUAAGGGAAAUCAUCCUCGUCGGAAAUAAAGACCCAUUUUCUAUUUUAUUUUGAUUACAACAUUCUUCUUGACUUGUCCUUCAUCAUUGUUACCAAAUUAUCACUUCGCGACUAUAUCAAAUAAAUCAAAAUGUAAUUUCUUCGAUUCCAAUUGCCAUUUGUUUCUGCUCU